Molecule: messenger RNA, 4522 nt
Organism: Labrus mixtus (cuckoo wrasse)
Lineage: Eukaryota; Metazoa; Chordata; Actinopteri; Labriformes; Labridae
Gene: gria3a
Product: glutamate receptor, ionotropic, AMPA 3a
Exons: 16
Coding region: 407-3079 (890 amino acids)
Biological process (GO): modulation of chemical synaptic transmission; synaptic transmission, glutamatergic; monoatomic ion transport
Cellular component (GO): dendritic spine; AMPA glutamate receptor complex; plasma membrane
Molecular function (GO): AMPA glutamate receptor activity; transmitter-gated monoatomic ion channel activity involved in regulation of postsynaptic membrane potential
Source: RefSeq, a predicted model, not a curated record
AUUCAACGUCAGACCAAGUUUGAUAAACGCCCCCCUUCCCUCCCUUAUCCCUCUCUUUUUCUCUCCCCUCCUCUCUUCUCUUUUCUUCUCUCCCUCUAGCCCAUUUCACUGCUCCUUAUACACAGUAAGGAGCACCGUUUUUCCCCCCCCACCCUCUCCUCCACCACCUCCAUCUUUGAGAUAAAGCAUUGCCUUUAGAUUUUCCAUCAUCAGCAGCAGCAGCAGCAGCAGCAACAGCAGCAGCCGAGAUCUGGCGCUGCAGUCGCGCUGGCAUUCAACGUGGGUGCACACAGCGAGUGAGACCGACCCGCCGCAUCUUGUGGAUUUCUUUGCGCCUACAAGCCCGUGUACAUGGUUCUCCCUGCUUCUCAUCCACGCCAGGAGUUGAUUUCACUUCUCGGAGAAAAUGUGGCAUCGCACAAUAGCGUCAGUGCUUAUUUUGUUGUAUUUUUGGGAGGACUCGCUGGCAGGGUUUCCAAAUCAAAUCAACAUAGGUGGACUGUUCAUGCGCUCCACUGUGCAGGAGCACAGCGCCUUCAGGUUCGCCGUCCAGCUGUACAACACCAACCAGAAUGUGACGGAGAAACCUUUCCACCUCAAUUAUAAUGUUGACAACCUGGAGUCCUCCAACAGUUUCUCUGUCACACACGCCUUCUGCUCCCAGUUCUCACGAGGAGUCUACGCCAUCUUUGGCUUCUACGACAGGAAGUCCAUGAACACGCUGACCUCCUUCUGCGGGGCGCUGCACACCUCCUUCAUUACGCCUAGCUUCCCCAUCGACGCUGACGUGCAGUUUGUCAUCCAGAUGAGGCCUAGCCUGCGGGGCGCUGUUCUUAGUCUGCUCGCCCAUUACAAGUGGGAGAAGUUUGUCUACCUUUACGACACGGACAGAGGUUUUGCGAUCCUCCAGGCCAUCAUGGAGUCGGCUGUGGCCAAUAACUGGCAGGUGACAGCUCGCUCGGUCGGGAACAUUGUGGACCCCACAGAGUACAGACGCAUCAUCGAGGAGAUGGACCGCCGGCAGGAGAAACGCUUCCUCAUUGACUGUGAGGUGGAAAGGAUCAACUCUAUACUGGAGCAGGUGGUGACCUCGGGAAAGAACACCAGAGGAUACCACUACAUCCUCGCCAACCUGGGUUUUUCCAACAUGAGCCUGGACCGGGUGUUUUCUGGUGGAGCCAACAUCACCGGCUUCCAGAUCAUCAACCCCGACAGUCCCAUUGUUCAACAGUUCCUCCAGCGCUGGGAGCGCCUGGAUGAAAGAGAAUUUCCAGAAGCCAAAAACACCCCACUGAAGUACACAUCAGCACUGACCCAUGAUGCCAUCCUCGUGAUCGCGGAGGCCUUCCGGUAUCUACGGCGACAGCGGGUGGACGUGUCUCGCAGGGGGAGCGCGGGCGACUGCCUCGCCAAUCCCGCCGUGCCCUGGAGCCAAGGCAUCGACAUCGAGAGAGCCCUCAAAAUGGUAGGAAAAAAAGUCGCAGUACAAGGUAUGACAGGAAACAUCCAGUUUGACACCUUUGGUCGAAGAUCUAAUUACACUAUUGAUGUGUACGAGAUGAAGUCUGGAGGCUCCAGGAAGAUCGGCUACUGGAAUGAGUACGAAAAAUUUGUAUAUAUUAUGGAUCAGCAGGUCACCAACGAGUCCUCUUCUGUGGAAAACCGAACAAUUGUGGUCACUACUAUUAUGGAAGCUCCGUAUGUGAUGUACAAGAAAAACUAUAUGACGGCGGACGGGAAUGACAGAUAUGAGGGUUACUGUGUCGAUUUAGCUUCUGAAAUAGCAAAACAUGUGGGCAUAAAAUAUAAGCUGUCUGUAGUUCCCGAUGGGAAGUACGGAGCCAGGGACCCUGAGACAAAGACGUGGAACGGGAUGGUGGGUGAACUGGUCUAUGGGAGAGCUGACAUAGCCGUGGCACCGCUAACGAUAACGUUGGUUCGGGAAGAGGUGAUAGACUUCUCCAAGCCUUUUAUGAGCUUAGGAAUCUCCAUUAUGAUAAAGAAGCCUCAAAAGUCCAAGCCAGGGGUGUUUUCCUUCCUGGACCCUUUGGCCUAUGAGAUCUGGAUGUGUAUAGUUUUUGCCUAUAUUGGCGUCAGUGUGGUGCUCUUCCUGGUGAGCCGCUUCAGCCCAUAUGAGUGGCAUCUGGACGAGAAUGAUGAGGUCAAAGACCCUCAGAGCCCCCCAGACCCUCCGAAUGACUUUGGGAUUUUUAAUAGCCUGUGGUUCUCCCUGGGUGCCUUCAUGCAGCAAGGAUGCGAUAUCUCACCAAGGUCUCUGUCGGGCCGGAUUGUCGGAGGAGUGUGGUGGUUCUUCACCCUCAUCAUCAUCUCCUCCUACACGGCUAACCUGGCUGCCUUCCUCACUGUGGAGAGGAUGGUGUCUCCCAUCGAGAGUGCUGAGGACCUGGCCAAGCAGACAGAGAUCGCCUAUGGGACGUUAGACUCAGGCUCCACCAAGGAGUUCUUUAGGCGCUCCAAAAUAGCAGUUUAUGAGAAAAUGUGGUCAUACAUGAAAUCCGCUGAGCCCUCAGUGUUUGCCAAGACAACACCUGACGGGGUUUCCCGGGUACGAAAGUCGAAGGGAAAGUUCGCCUUUCUUCUCGAAUCCACUAUGAACGAGUACAUAGAGCAGCGGAAGCCCUGUGACACCAUGAAAGUGGGCGGGAACCUCGACUCUAAGGGUUAUGGUGUGGCCACACCGAAAGGCUCUGCAUUAAGAAAUGCUGUUAACCUGGCAGUGUUAAAACUGAAUGAGCAAGGCCUCUUGGACAAAUUGAAAAACAAAUGGUGGUACGACAAGGGAGAGUGCGGCAGCGGGGGAGGUGACUCUAAGGACAAGACAAGUGCACUAAGUCUGAGCAACGUGGCAGGAGUCUUCUAUAUUCUAGUCGGAGGGCUCGGCCUGGCUAUGACUGUGGCUUUGAUAGAGUUCUGCUAUAAGUCACGGCAAGAAACCAAAAGACUGAAGCUGGCAAAGAAUUCCCAAAACUUUAAGCCAGCCCCUCCAGCAAACGCCCAGAACUUUGCAACGUAUCGUGAAGGCUACAACGUGUACGGGACAGAGAGUGUGAAAAUCUAGAGGGAGUAAAGAUGUGUUGAUUCCCACUGGAGUUUCUGGAAGGAAACAGCCACUCUGUGUGACCCCGACACCCCGAGGCUGUCAUCCUGGAGGCGACAGCCCUCUUUGUCAUCUGCUUGGACUCAAGCCUACAAGUCAACAAGUGCUCAUUCUGGGCUGUGAGGCCCGUCACACUAACAGAGGACAAUGACGCAACAGGACUUUUGCUUCUGGAAACAUGAGAUUUGCCUCUUGUAGUGCCUUAAGGAGCAUUUUCGCCGUCAUGGCAAUGCAAAUAAAAAUUUAAUAACUUGAAAAUUUGAAAAAUAAUCCACGGGACGAGGGCAACGCUUCAAAUGACGAUUAGAUGAACUGUUGUAAUUUCAGUUGUUUCCUAUUGUGGAGAAGAAAAAAAAGCCAUGAUUUGCAAUCAAACCAUCCUUGAAUACUUAUUAUGAAGUCAUUUGAAUCCUUUACAGACAUAUUUUUGUGGUGAAAUCUUAAGUUGGAUAAAUGUUAUAUUUAGUGAAGUAAAGUCAUUUUCUUGUUUUAAUAUAAGACUAUUUUCAGUUUCAUAAUAUUUAGGAAAAAGCAUCAAUAAUAGUUUUAAGCAACGAUUAAAAGAACAACAUUGUACCCCAACUUUUACUCAGAGAAUAAUAAUAUGAAACUAGGUGGUGUUAUUUUAAAGCCUGUUGGACAUCAUGUGCAACUGACUCUGUUUUCAUUUAGGUGCUUUUGUUUCAAAUCAACCAAGUGCAUUUGUUUCAACUGCCACUACUUUGAAAUGAAAGACCAUUUUUUAAUGAAUUGAAAUCUGCUUUUAAUCACUUAGUGCUAUACUGUUGCAAUCAAAAGCAUUAUAAAUCCUUAGAGAGUGACCCCCCUUUUUCUGUUUCAUCACAUUUAACUGCGCUUAUGGUUUACACUUUGUACACACAUAGAAGCUGUUCUCAUGUAAAUGCAGUAUCUGCAGCUGUGAAUCUCAACAUUUUUGGUAAACGAUAACACACCAUGGCUUCUUUGGUUGUGAUGAGCUUUCUGUGUCUAUGCAUCAUGCAGAAGGUGAGCCGGUGAAUUGUACAUUGAGGAAGGAGAGCUACAAAUGAAACAUUUUGUCUGUUUGCAUAAGUGAAUUUUUUAUAAACUGAGGGAAAAACCUACCAACGCUACAAACUAUGUACGCCUACAUUUGUUUAGUAUAUCAGACGUUCUCAUUUGAUUCCCCCUGGAUAAAGUGCAUGUGAAUUUGGUGGUAGUACGACCAAACUGCAACUCGAAAUGGACCCUGGUUUAGUUAGCGUCCAAUAACCACUUCUGAGCCAGUUUGGUUUAAAUUUUUCCAAAUCAUUUGUAAAGGUACCUCAACCAUGAGUUGCAUGUAUGGACACAAUGAACCUCUGUGGAGAGGUCGUGUACAAAGGAUUUUAUUACAUUUCCUUAAUAAAAGCAGGUUUAUAUGAA